Numida meleagris (helmeted guineafowl) is the source of this 3070-nucleotide messenger RNA. It is a transcript of the gene KCTD19, whose product is annotated as potassium channel tetramerization domain containing 19. Bases 216 to 3011 code for a protein of 931 amino acids. The record is from RefSeq and is a predicted model, not a curated record. Lineage: Eukaryota; Metazoa; Chordata; Aves; Galliformes; Numididae. The transcript is spliced from 17 exons.
GGCUGGGAUCUUCCUGCCUUGCCCGCAGGGAAGCCGAUGGAGAAGUGCUCAGGCCUUGACCCCGCCGCCGCUCCUGGUGUUCCAUGAAAGCAGCUGGGUUGCCUCCAUGCACGGCGGUGAUAAGGCGCGGAUCUGAUAACAGCUGCAGAUAAGAACACAUCAGGGACAGGUCCCAUCCCGCCGGCGUUGUUCCGCACUUCCAGUCACACCUCAGCAUGAAUCACGAACCGGAGAGCGCUGCUGAAUCUGCAGAAGAAGAGUCCAUUAACUUUAAUGUCGGUGGAUGGUAUUUCUCACUUCCCAGAAGUAAAGUCGCUCAAUUUCCCGACUCUCUGCUGUGGAAAGAAGCUUCUGUACAGGAGUGGUCUGAAAAUCUGAGAUUAUUUAUUGACCAGGAUGGUUUUAUAUUCAGGCACCUUCAUUCUUACAUGCAGACUUCCAAAUUAUCUUCUUUCUGCUGUGCUGAAUUGAAUUUGUUGUACGAGCAAGCAUUGGUUUUGCAGCUGACGCCUUUAAUACAGAUUUUAGGCAGUUUGAAGGAGGAUAGUUCAUGCGUCCAACCUGCAGAUAUACCAGUAGCUGAAAGAGUGCCUCUGAAUUACUGGAGAACACAAAAAUGUGCCAACAAACCACCAGAGAUCCCCCCUAAAAGCUCAGUGUUCACAGGGUUACAUGAAAGGACUCCCCUAGGACUUGUGGAUACGCCUUUGCUUGAUACAGAAGAGGAAGUGAAUUACUGUUUUUUGCCAUUAGAUUUAGUGAGGAAAUAUCCAGUGCUGGUUAAUGACGACAACUUGCUGUGGCUGCUUGAGAACGCGGCCCUGAUAGAAUGUGAUUACAGUGAAUUCCGCUUCAUAGUUAACUUUCUCCGCUCCAAGAAGAUGUUGUUGCCUGAUGAUUUCUCCAACAUUGAUACCUUGGAGAAGGAAGCUUUAGUUUUGGGAAUUCCUGAACUUAUAGAGGCUGUGAGGAUCUACAGAGGCGGCGUUGCGGCGCGGCGCGGGGCGGGCGGGCGGCGCGGCAGAGCGGGGCGGCGGGCGGCGCGGUACGCGCUGGCGCUGGGGCUGCUGCAGCACUACCCCGAUUCAGCACUCGGACAGCUCCUGGUGGGCAGCGAUCCGUCCCGGCACCGCCUCCACGUCUGCGGCAGCGGGGUCCUCUUCCAGCACGCCAGGAAUUGGCUGGGGACUUGCCGACUUCCCCUCACUGAGAAUAUUUCUGAAAUCCAAGAGCUCUGUGCUCACUUGGACAAAGGGGACAUCACCUAUGAGCCAAUGAAAGAUGCUUUAAAAUGCUAUUUGAAGCAACAGGUGCCAUCCGAGAGCAGAGAUUACAAUGCAGACUGGACAGCAGAGGUGUCAGUAUGUACACUGCAUCAGAUUGUGAAAGUUUAUGUAGGAAGUAACUGGUAUGAAACUUACUUAAAGACUUUGCUGAAGUACCCAGAGCUGCUGUCAAACGACAAGAAAGUCUGUUGGAUCACCUAUGGUCAAAGUCUUCUGAUCCAUGGAGACGGGCAGAUGUUUCGACACGUCCUCAACUUUCUAAGACUUGGGAAAUUGUUUUUGCCUGCGGAAUUUAAAGAGUGGCCUCUAUUCUGUCAAGAAGCAGAGGAAUACCAGAUCCCUUCCCUUUUAGAGGCACUCUAUUGCUGCGAUGCCUACAGGUUAUGGAUCCAAAACAAAGAACUGAGGAACGAAGAUUAUUUCCUGUGUAGAGUGCCCUGGAACAAGGAGCAUGAGUUCAGCAGAGACUCCAGAGAGGUCUAUUCACGUGCAGCUGUGGAUUCCAGUAGACCCUACAUCGAUACAUGGAGUAACAUCAAAUACCUCAAGGGGAAGCGAGACACCAGUGGGGCGAAGGCAAAGCCUCCCAGGAUGGUACCACAGGUUGGGGGGACAAAGCGAAAGAACGCUGCUGGAGGAGACAAUGAGUCCUCAGCCAGCACAGUGAAGUGCAGCGUACAUUUGGAAAGCCCUCCAAGGAAGAGAGGAACGAGAAGCGGCUUCGUGAAACAAGCAGAAAAUAAAGACUCGGCAACUGACAUCCUGAAAUUACUUUCCCUACUGAAGGAAUGGGGCACACGGGACUCCAAGAGAUGGGAUUUUCAGCACGUGAAAGAAUGGGAUGGUUGUGUCACAGACACUGCACAUCAGCACGGCACUCCCGAGGAGGACAGAGGUGCCAAAGCUCCUACUGCUCAUUCUCCCGGGAAGAUGAGCUUUGCAAUUCAAGAAAAUGAUCCCAAAUCUGGGGCUGAAGGACAGCAGCUGGAGCAAGAUGUGUCCAAACAGAGUUUGCCAGAUCCUCCAAGCACUGGAAUGCAUCAGUCCAGCACCAUCAAAACUACUCCUGCAAUGGGAAAACGUAUCAAGAACGGAAACAGGGAACCAGAGGAAGGAAGUUUUCCUGGUGAAGGAAGAGACAAGAGCUUGCAGAUGGAGCCCGUCCCUAGAACAGGCGAACCAAGGGACGGCCAACAAACCAAAGCUCUGCGGGAAGCUCACAGAAACAUGGGCCUGAUUCUGAAAGUUGAGCAUCCUCCAGUUCUAGGCAGUGAUGGCUGUCAUACGUGGAACGAAGAGAGCGUUGUUUACAGCACUCCGCUGGGCGGCAUCCAGCCGGAGGAGUCGAACCCUCGGGCGCUACCCCAAGACGCUGUUUUCCUUCGCUUUGCUCUCUCCCACGAGGAGAUGUUCUACGCCAGGAAGUGCCACUUCUUCCUGACCGACGUCAUCCUGGACUCCAUCAGGCAGAAAGAUCCCAAGGAAAUCACGGCCAAAAUCACGGCCCUUGUGAACAGGCUGUGGACCCAGCAGAUCACACCCAAGGAGUUUGUUGGUGAUCUACUGAGCAUGGAAUACUUCAAAGGGGACAGAAACGUUCGUGAGCAGCUUCUAAAGUGGGUGGAAUUCACACUGCCCUUGGCGUGGAAAUACAGCCGCUGCCUCCAGUUGCUGGUACAGAGAGGGUUUGCUCUAUCCGUCUCCUCCUUUACCUUGGGAAUGUAAGUUUACAGAACGUUAAUAAAAAAAUCCUUGAAAUGUUUUCAUUCUGUUGCGGCAGGUGA